AUGCCCGGCUCAGAUCUUCACAUCGUGCUCUCCAAGCAGAAGGACUUGCACUGCCCAGAUGCCGUGCUUCGUGAUUCCCUGCCGGAGGCCAUGAAGGUGGCUCAUGAGCGGGGCGGAGAUAUUUGGAUUCUGGGCGGAACGGAGGUCUAUCGCCAAUCCUUCGAGUUGGCCGACGAGUUUUGGGCCACACACGUUCAUGCCGACGUGGAAGGAGAUGUAUACUUUCCGGAUGGUUGGCAAGAGCAUUUUCCCACCGAGGCGCGCUAA
This is a messenger RNA of Durusdinium trenchii, 267 nucleotides long. NCBI's taxonomy places the organism in Eukaryota, Dinophyceae, Suessiales, Symbiodiniaceae. The record is from the annotation of a GenBank genome assembly.